ACAAAUGUUGACAUUGACAAUUGUCAUUGUCAAAGUUCUGAAUGCAGAAAUAAUCGUAAUUCAAUGGCAUUGAUUAUUGGAAUUUCCGUUUAAUUUACUCAAAUACGUAAAACAACAAACAAGAUGCUGCGUUUUUGUACACAAGGUGUGUUGAACAAUAGUAGAGUAAUCAUCCAACCUCUCAUACAAAAACAGAUAACCUCGAAAUUAAAACCCAUCAUCAGCUGUCCCGGUGUUAUAAGCAGGCAUUAUGCAGUGAAACUAAGAGACGAAGAUAACAAGUUGGAGUGUAUAUAUUACGGUCCCUUGACACCACAGAUAAAGGGCGUGAAGGUGUUCUCUCUGAGUUCUAGUGCAGCUGGCCUGUUGGCGCAACCCAUAAUCAUAAGAGAGGCAGCGACGAUUGGCAGCACGUCACUACUCGUGGCAUUAUGCUCAGUAGUCGGCUUCUUCACAUUUGUAACGCCUUUAUUACUCCACUUCAUAACUAAAAAAUAUGUGACGGAAAUACACUAUGACCCCACAACAUCUACAUACAGUGCUACCACCACUUCAAUUUCGUGUCUACACACCAAAGCCGCUGACGCCGGCGGCACAGCCCGGCGGCCCAACCCGCCGGCCCUUGACUUCAAAGUGGAAGAUGUACAAGUCCCUGAUAUUCCCGGUGCGUUCACCACAUUGAACGCCAAAGGAGUUCCCCUUUUCAUAGAAGCACGCCACUUCACAGACCCCAUACAUUAUGCCAAAAUGAUGGGAUAUGACAAACCUAUGGACUUUAAGCUCGGCGAUCAAACUGAAGAUAGUAGUAAAUCAAAUUAGUUGUUACAUUUUGUUAUUUAUUAUACAGUAGAAUCCGGAUAUAACGACCUUCAAGGGACCGACGAUAUUAUGUCGUACUAACCGGACGACGCACAAAACGGACGGAUUAUUUCUUAAGUACAUAACUUAACUUGUACAUACAUACAUAACUUACAAUACAUAUUAUUAUCUUCUUGGCUGGACCGAUUUGGCUUAGAGGUCCAGGGAAGGUUUAAACGAUACGAAGUUUGUUGGGUUAGCUAGUCUUUUUAUAUGUAUAUAAAAAUGAAUUGCUGUUCGUUAGUCUGACUAAAACUCCGGAAUGGCUGGACCGAUUUGGCUUAUUUUGGUUUUAGAAUGUUUGUAGAGGUCCAGGGAAGGUUUAAACGAUACGCGGGGCGGGGGUGCGAGUGCGAGGUAAACAAAACAUUGCGCGUGUGUCGUUUUAACCGGACGUAUUAUAAUAAAUAUUGGUGGCUAUAAGCAGUUGGUCGCUUAAACCGGAGUCGCACUAAACGGUUAUAUUGUCUUAGUACCUAUAUACGAAACCUAACUUGAGUAAAGAUUAUCGUCGCUAAAACCGAUUAGUUGUUAUAAGCGAAGUCGUUAUAUAUGAAUUCUACUGUAGUUGCUUUAAAUAAAUAGUUAACUAGU
Messenger RNA from Helicoverpa armigera (cotton bollworm), 1452 nucleotides. RefSeq names its product transmembrane protein 70 homolog, mitochondrial-like. Gene Ontology annotation, biological process: mitochondrial proton-transporting ATP synthase complex assembly. The record is from RefSeq and is a predicted model, not a curated record. The transcript has 3 exons. Gene Ontology annotation, cellular component: mitochondrial membrane. NCBI's taxonomy places the organism in Eukaryota, Metazoa, Arthropoda, Insecta, Lepidoptera, Noctuidae. Bases 124 to 819 code for a protein of 231 amino acids.